AUGAGAUCCCUUACCAUUGCUCUCCUUCUCGCAUUCAUUUCCCUCGCCACUUCUGAGUCUGUGCCCCUAACCGGUGUAAAACCAGGAGAGGACUUCUCAUUUGAACUAAAAGAUCCAGAUGCGAUUGGAGUGACUAGAACACUGUAUCAAAGCAAUGCUGACGCGCAAUUCUAUUAUUUCUGUGAGAAGACCAAGAAGAAGCAAUGUGGAGCGUGGGUUGAUGAGAAAGGAAACAAAGUCAAAGGAGCGGAUCUCAAAGUUGCAUUCAAGGGGAAGGAAGCGGUUUUCUUGAAGGUCCAGCAGAAGGACGCUGGAAGUUACCACACGGUUUUCGAGAAUGCACCAAUCAGUGCAUGGGUGAACCUUGAAGUUGUAGUUCCAAAGAAACCAAAGCAUUAA
Caenorhabditis remanei is the source of this 399-nucleotide messenger RNA. RefSeq lists its product as uncharacterized. Bases 1 to 399 code for a protein of 132 amino acids. The transcript has 2 exons. The record is from RefSeq and is a predicted model, not a curated record. Lineage: Eukaryota; Metazoa; Nematoda; Chromadorea; Rhabditida; Rhabditidae.